This is a messenger RNA of Cladophialophora yegresii CBS 114405, 1587 nucleotides long. Its product is annotated as aldehyde dehydrogenase (NAD+). NCBI's taxonomy places the organism in Eukaryota, Fungi, Ascomycota, Eurotiomycetes, Chaetothyriales, Herpotrichiellaceae. Bases 1 to 1587 code for a protein of 528 amino acids. Gene Ontology annotation, biological process: aldehyde metabolic process. Gene Ontology annotation, cellular component: cytoplasm. Gene Ontology annotation, molecular function: aldehyde dehydrogenase (NAD+) activity. The record is from RefSeq and is a predicted model, not a curated record. The transcript is spliced from 3 exons.
AUGACUUCCAUAGAAUACACGUCGCCAGAAGAGUUCGCAUCAGGAUACAGGACUCUCCAGAGCACGUUUGCGAGCAAUAGAACCAAGUCUAUCAAAUGGCGCAAGUGGCAACUUAAGCAGCUGUGGUGGCUGCUCGAGCAGAAUCUCGACAAGAUUGUCGAUGCGCUCCACACGGAGCUCAAUCGUCAUGCAUUCGAGACUCUCACCAUGGAGGUGCGCGGCAUCAAGGGUGACAUUGUCGACAUGCUGGAACACAUCGAUGAAUGGUCCCAAGGCGAAAAGCCGGACGCAGGCUUCCUAUUCGGCACACUGGGAAAGGCGUGGCUGAGGAAAGAGCCGCUCGGUGUGACUCUGAUCAUAGCUGCGUGGAAUUUCCCACUCUAUACACUGUUGUCACCAAUGGUGGCGGCCAUCGCUGCUGGUAAUUGUAUCUUUUUAAAGCCAUCCGAACUCGCUCCGGCCACUCAGGCGCUACUGGUCGACCUGGUCCCAAAGUACCUGGAUCAAUCGGCCAUACGCCUGGUGACUGGAGGCCCCGCAGAAGUUGGCCGCAUGCUCGAGUUCAAGUUCAACCACAUCUUCUACACCGGAGGCGGCAAGGUCGGUCGCAUCAUUGCAACAGCCGCGGCGAAGCACCUCACGCCUGUCGUCCUCGAGCUGGGCGGUCAAGCUCCUGUCAUUGUGACAAAGACUGCGGAUAUUGAAUUGGCCGCCAAGCGCAUUGCCCACGCGAAGCUCACCAACAGCGGCCAGGUCUGUCUGAAUGGGAACCACAUCUUCGCCGACCCAGCCGUCCACGACCGGCUCCUCGAGAGGUUGCAGUUUUGGUUCGACAAGUUCCUCGAGACGGGCAAUGAGCAGUUCGCCACGAUCAUCAAUGAGCGUCACUUUGACCGGAUUGCGGGGCUGCUCAAGUCCAGUGCCGGCGUGGUGGUCUAUGGCGGCGACUUGGACCGUGACCGGAAGUACAUCAAGCCCACGAUUGUGCGGGACGUCACGACCGACGACUCGCUCAUGUCUGAGGAACUCUUCGCUCCGAUAGCGCCGGUCAUCGUGGCAGAUGUGGACCGCGCCAUCCGCAUCAUCAGAUCUAUGCCUCCUCCGCUAGGCCUGUACAUCUUCUCCAAGGAACAGGCAGAGAUUGACCACAUUCUGGACAAUACCACUUCCGGCGGCGUCACCAUCAACGACCUAAUGGUCCACGCUGGGGUGCCUCACGCGCCGUUUGGGGGUGUCGGCGAAAGUGGCUACGGCAGUUACCAUGGGAAGUACGGCUUCGAUGCCUUUUCGCAUACCAGGACCGUUGUCGCUCCCCCAACGUGGCUCGAGGCGGUCAUGAGCUUUCGCUAUGCGCCGUUUGACGUGAAAAAGGCAAAGUUUGCCGAAAUCAAGAGCAGUCUCGUAGGCAAACCGGGCGAAACAAUGGAACAGCAGAAGGUAGGGAAGAAGGUGGCCGUCAGCACGAUGCUAAGAAAUGCCGUCCUGGCUGUUGCGAUUCUUGCGGCCGCUGAUAGUGCUACCGGCGGGAAGUUGUUGUUUGUCCACACGAUGCGUGAUGUUGUUGACAAGGUCUUGCGGCGGAAAUGA